Molecule: messenger RNA, 4247 nt
Organism: Thunnus maccoyii (southern bluefin tuna)
Lineage: Eukaryota; Metazoa; Chordata; Actinopteri; Scombriformes; Scombridae
Product: tomoregulin-1-like
Exons: 10
Coding region: 882-1946 (354 amino acids)
Molecular function (GO): protein binding
Source: RefSeq, a predicted model, not a curated record
UGAUGAGUUAUUUUCAGAUGGGGACAGUGAGGUGAGGUUUAAUUAAAACAGAGAAUAGAUGAGCAGGAUGUGUGUGGGAGGGGUCUCCUGCGGGUCACGUGGUCCGGGCCUUUGUUGAUGUGAUUCAGUGGAGAGAGAACAGGAGGACAAAAAAAAAAAGUCCCGGUCCGACCGACCGACCGCAUCCGUGCAUCCUCCCCGGCUCACACUCGCUCCGCUUCGGCUUGGAUGCUGCUGGAAUCCCCUCCGGACCUGUUUCUGGAUCUUUUUCUCCGCGGUGUUCCGCGGUUCUCCUCGCCGGUUUGAGUGCGAGGCGGCGGGGCUGGGGGAUGGAGGCUCAGUCCGGGCUGUGAGCAGACUGGUUUUCAGGGGGUGGCGGAGGUGUGGGGGUCGGUGUGUGAAGCCCCAGGCCCUGCUUUUGCUUUGUUAUCCUGGGCUUCGUUUUGCAACCCUCCUUCAGGCUUUCUCGUCGGUUUUUUUCCAGCUUAUUUCUCCUCAGUUUCAGCAUGAAGCCUUCCUCCUGAGAGCCGCUGGCAGGGAAACACAUGGACAACAGGAGGAUUUAAGGCUGUUUCUGGCUGCAGGCUUUGAUUAUUCUUGUUUUUCUGCGGCGUGUUUUUGUACUAAGAGGUUUUAAAGCAGGACUCCAGAAAAACAGAUCAUUUUUGUUUCUGUUUUUCUUUCUCUUUACCUUUUUUAUCUUCUUUCUACUCAUCUGUUUCUCUUUGUAUACCUCUUAUCUAUCUCCACAUAUCUGUUUCUAUCUCCAAGCCUCCUUCACCUCUUUAUCUUUCCCUCUUUAACUCUCUACAUCUGUCACCUUUCAGUCUCUACCUCCAUCUGUCUCUCCCUCCCUCCCUCCGUCCCUCCGUUCCUCCAUCAUGGCUCCGGUGUGCCGGUUAUCCCGGUGCUCCUGGUGCUGCUGCCUGCUGGUUCUGCUGGCUCUGCCCGCCGCCCGGAGCUCGUUCCCCCGCAGCGGAGGCAGCAGUGGGGACUGCGGCCCCGGGAAGGCCGACUGCCCAGAUCUGUCAGAGAAGAAGAGCGACCUGCGCGUGUGCGACGCCGGGACGUGUCGCUUCGGAGGAACCUGCCGCGAGAACGGAGCCGACAUCAAGUGUGUCUGUCAGUUCCACUGCCCUAAGAAGUACGUACCCGUCUGUGGGUCCAAUGGAGACACAUAUCAGAACGAGUGUUUCCUCAGGAGAGCCGCCUGCAAGAAACAGAGAGCCAUCACCAUCCUGUCAGAGGGACCCUGUUACCACGACGGCGGUUCAGGAUCUGGUGAUGGAGAUGACGAGGGUUCCGGUCGCGGUAAAAAGGUCUCGAAAUGUGGAAACUGCAAGUUUGGAGCCGAGUGUGACGAAGACUCUGAGGAUAUGCUCUGCAUGUGUAACAUCGUGUGUAACGGCCACAACGACAACCCGGUGUGCGGCGGCGACGGCGUCACCUACGACACGCCGUGCCACGUCCGCGAGGCGUCGUGUCUCAAACAGCUCAAGAUUGACAUCAAACACGUGGGACGUUGCCAAGAUAAGAGCAGGAAGGAUGACAGCAUCAAGAUGAAACCAGACAUCUACGCUGUGUCCAAACCUGGCGAGGGGGAGGGGUUUGUGGACAGCCCCGCCCCCUGUCCUGAAGACUACUUCCAGUUCUGUGAUCACGGCCAGUGUGAGAUGAGACACAACCUGCCCACCUGCAGGUGUGAGGCGGCGUACGGUGGUACUCAGUGCGAUCAGCUCCUGGACUUUAACAUCCUGUACGUGGUUCCCAGCGGUCAGAAGCUGCACUACGUCCUCAUCGCCGCCAUCAUCGGAGCCGUUCAGAUCGCCGUCAUCGUAGCUGUGGUCAUGUGCUUCACCAGGAGGUGCAACAAGACGAAGCGAGGCCGGAGACAGAAGCAGCACCUCGGCCACUUCCCGUCAGGAACGUCCUCCAGGAUGAUGUAGCUGCUCUUCUUUUUUUUUUUUUCCUCUCGUUUUUAUUAAACACAAGAAGUUUUUCGUACCACACAGACAGACUGCAUUUUUGAUAUCUCGACUUUUUUGGUGCCUCUUUUGUUUUUCCCUUUUUUUAAAAAAUAAUUUUUUCAAUUUCUUAAGGGGCCUUAUUUUUAAGAUUUUCCUCCGUGUUCGAUUUCCUUUUCUGUCUGGACAGUUUCGUCUCUUCGCUGUCUGCAGAUGACUUUUUGUUUUCCAUCAGACAGACGUACAGUUUGUUUUCUGUGUUCGUCAUGACGCUGCCGUCCACUCAGACUCUGAAACACUGUGGAUCCUCUGACGGGAGACAGAAACACUUAUUUAUCUGAUUGUAUCUUCACUCUGGACCGUCCACCUCCAAAACUGGGAAAACAGAUUUUCUUUUUGUUUUGAACCCUGUGGGACGCAGACUGAUGCUGUUUCUGUGUUUUUGUUUAGAUUUGUUUAGACUAGAAAUGUCUAGUUUAUGGAUUAUGGAAGAAAAACCAAUAAUAACAUAACAAUAAUAUGUGAUCUGAAUUUAUGUGGUUUGAAUUCCCCCUCUUUGAAAUUUCUAAAGUUUGUUUAAAGUGGAGCAAUUUCAGAACAUCUGAAUUGGAAAAUGUUAGUGUCCAGCUUUCAAAAAAAAAACUCUCUCUGGUCAGAUUGGAUGAGUUAAAUAAAUACAGACACUAAAAUUCAAGAUGAAAUAUUAAAACUUAUCAUACAUGAACAAGAUCUGAUCAUCUAUUCCUGCAAAAAUACAAGAGGAAGAGGAUUCCUGGGUAGUCCAGGGAAUAACUGGACAGACAUUAAACAUGUCAGUGCUAAAGUCUCAGUGAUAUUUAAAUUUUAACAUGAAGUAUUAAGUAGUUUACUUAUGAGAUUCAAAUUAUUAAUAUUUUUGCUUCUAUAUUUGAGAUACACUUUCAUCCUGCUGCAUAAAACUACAGAUUCUUUGCAGCACAGCGUGUUUAAGACCACGUGGACUCUCGAGAGUUUUAGCAACUUUGGAAAUUUAAAGUUGCAAUAAACGACAUUCAGCCUCACUAGAUGUCAGCCAACAACUAUUUGCUAUGUAAAGAUCCUGAGCAGAGAAUGAAGUCACGCUCCCUCUGUGUGUGUUUUAUAAUCUGAGCUUCUCUCGUCUUUGUUUUGGUCGCCGGUUUGGCCGCGUGUGCAUGUGAAUGCAUGUGAGCGUGCAUGUUAGUGCAUGUGAGUCCCUUGCUGUGCUCCCGCAGCUGUUUCCAACAUGGCGGCCGCGUCACAAACUUUCACAAAUUACAGCUAUACAGUUCACUAAGAUGUGUUUCUGAAAACAUUUGAGGCAGAAACAGAAUAUUGAUCCAUAUCUGAUCAGCUCUGCCUAGUUUGAUCUGAGUUUCAUGAGCCAUCGGUUCAGGAGCCGCUUUCUUUUUUUUCCCAACUUUAUUGAGUAAACAACGCACACGUUAAUUUUGGUCUGAGAUGCUGGUGCUAAUGCGACACCUAGUGAGGCUGAAUGUCAUAUAUUGCACCUUUUUUUAAAAAUGUACCUACAUGUCUGUCUGCUAAUGUAAUAUAACGCCUUAAUCCUCUAGGGGGCGCUUUGUUCUGGGAUUACAGGAUUAUCAGGGACCACUGAAGCCCUCUUGGGUUUUUUUUUGCAAACUUCAAAUGUUCUGUUUUGCUGCGUCUCACAGGGUCAAAAACAAUCUUUUAUGUAACUUUGAUAAACUUUAUUUUCCUCCUUUUUUUUGUAUUUGUUAUGAUGACAUGCACCUGAAAACCAAAAUGCUGUUUUUUCUACUGCUUAAAAUAAUGAUAAGGUACAAGCUGACAUGUACAGGUUGUUGUUAUAAUUAUUUUAUUGCUUAAUUUUCAGAUGACGCCAUUCCGGAAAUGGAUUCCAAUGUUUUUUUUGUGUGUUUACACAAGCUGAUGAUAAUUUAAAUGACUUUGUUUUUUGGUCGAGUUUCUUUUUUUUUUUUUCUUUUUUUUUUUUUUUAUAUAAUUUGUAACAAUGGUACGAAAUGUCCGUGUUGGUUGUUUUUUUUGUGGUAGAAGGAGUAGACUCAAUAAGCUGGGCCGAGGUUCCCUCAAGCAUCGCUGCUCUGACAUCAGAUUUACUCGACUCUUUGUUCAGAAAAACAAACACUUGUAACUGGAGUGAAGCUGCGGUCUCAGUCAUGUGAUGCUUGUGGGAAACCAGCCUGAUUUUACUGUAGAUGUUGCAAACUGCAUGAACCAGUGAAGUUGAUGUUUAGACUGUGCUGUAGUUGAACUAGAAUUAAAUUAUGAUGUUCUUCGAAA